Messenger RNA from Micropterus dolomieu (smallmouth bass), 2198 nucleotides. RefSeq names its product tRNA methyltransferase 2 homolog A (gene trmt2a). Gene Ontology annotation, molecular function: RNA binding; RNA methyltransferase activity. Gene Ontology annotation, biological process: RNA processing. Bases 144 to 1991 code for a protein of 615 amino acids. The transcript has 12 exons. Lineage: Eukaryota; Metazoa; Chordata; Actinopteri; Centrarchiformes; Centrarchidae. The record is from RefSeq and is a predicted model, not a curated record.
AAUAAAAAUGGACGUGGAGCUCGAGCCCCGAGAAGAGGACUAUCACUUUAAAAACAGUUCAGAGUUCGCCGCUGCACGUGGUCAAACCAACAUGGCAGCGCCCUGUGCGUUUCACUGAGAAGUGGAAUAAAACAAGAAGAGUGAUGGCAGAUGUUAGUGGAAGCCCAGUGGCUGAUACUCCCCCCUCAAAGGAGGAGAAGAAGCCUGAUGACCUCCCCGAGGACUCCAACACUGAUGAUGGAAAGUCUGAUGUCAAAGCCGAGGGCGCGAACGAGGCAGCAUCCGACCCCAGCGUGUACCGCUACAUCAAAGAGGACCUAUUCACGUCUGAGAUCUACAAGGUGGAGAUCAGGAAUCUACCCAAGUUCAUCGGCUUUAACGACCUGAAGAAGUUCCUGGCCAAACAGGGCCUCAACCCGCACAAAAUCAAGCUGUUCGGCAAGCAGAUGUUCGCUUUCGUCACCUUUAAGAACGAGGAGGAGCGCGACAAGGCCAUGAAGACGGUUCAUGGCACACAGUGGAAGGGCCAGGUGCUGAGCGUCAGGCUGGCCAAACCCAAAGCAGACCCCAUCCUGAGGAAGAGGAAGCAGGGGGAGGGAGAGGGCGCGGGAGGGCAGCCCCCAUCCAAGCGAACGGAGCGGGACGAGGCAGAGGAGCCGCUCAGCGUCCAGAUAGCCAACGUGGUGACGCCUCUGUGGAACGUGCCUUAUGAGGAGCAGCUGAGGAGGAAGGAGCAGGAGGUGGUGGGGGUCCUGCAGAGGCUGGCCAAAGAGAUUGGCAGCACCAACAAAGCCAUGUUGCCGUGGCUGUUUGCACAGAAAGGGAAAUACAACAAAAUGUGUUGUCCUCUGGAAGAUAUCCGACCAUCUCCUACACAGACAGAGUACAGAAACAAGUGUGAGUUCCUCAUCUCAGCGGGUGCAGACGGUGAGGACAAGACCAUCGGUUUCCGCCUGGGGAAAUAUAAAGGCGGCUCCUGUGCUGUGGUGGGGCCGGCUGACACCUGCCACGUCUCUGCCGAGGCCAAGAGAGUGGUCAGCGAGUUUCAGAAGUUCAUCAGGACAACACCAUACUGUGUGUACAGUCCCGAGACAUAUGAAGGCCACUGGAAGCAGCUGACUGUACGGACUACGAGGACCAAACAAGCCAUGGCUGUAGUGUUCUUCAACCCACAGAAACUUGAAGAGGAGGAGGUCAAUGCAUUAAAGAGCUCCAUGAAGGAGUACUUUACAGAAGGAGAGGGGAAAGACAGCGGAGUAACCUCUCUUUACUUUGUUAGGGAGGGUCAAAGGACUUCUCCUAACGUGGAGGACUUGCCCUGUGAGCUGGUGGCUGGAGAGGGCUGCAUUCAUGAGGAACUCCUGGGUCUCAAGUUCAGAAUAUCUCCUCACUCCUUCUUCCAGGUGAAUACAGGCGCUGCAGAGGUGCUGUACUCUGCUGUGGGGGAAUGGGCCAAGCUGGAUCAGGACAGCACAGUACUGGAUGUGUGCUGUGGGACGGGAACCAUCGGCAUCUCUCUGGCUAAGAGGGUAAAGAAGGUGAUUGGGAUCGAGCUGUGCCAGGAAGCAGUGGAGGAUGCCAAAGUUAACGCAAAGCUCAAUGGUCUAAGUAAUGUUGAGUUUCACUGUGGAAAAGCUGAGGAUGUGUUCCCCAACAUUCUCAACGCGCUCGUGUCACCCAACAUCACGGCCGUUGUGGAUCCGCCGAGGGCAGGCCUUCAUUCCAAGGUGAUACUUGCCAUCAGGAGGGCAGAGCACCUGAAGAGGCUGGUUUAUGUGGCGUGCAACGCUAAGGCAGCCAUGAAUAACUUCAUCGAUCUGUGCAGAGCGCCGUCCAACAGAGUUCAUGGGGCCCCAUUCCGUCCGGUGCGGGCCAUGGCUGUGGAUCUGUUCCCUCAGACCAUGCACGUGGAGAUGCUUCUGCUGCUGGAGAGAGUGGACUACAAUUCCCAGCAGCAGGCCGGCACCACUCAGGAAGAGACAGGGUCUUAGCCUUAGAAACAGAUCCUGCUCAGUUUGAUAGGCUUUCCGUACAAGAGAUGCAAGGAGCCUUCCUCUCAUUUGUUGAAGUAUCAGGCCUUCACUUUAAAAGCGUUAAUUUACCCAAACAACAUAAUUUACCAUUAAUCCAGUAAAGUCCUUGUUGUUUUAUAAUGCAAUAUUAAUUUGUGCUUCCAAUAAACUGGUGUUAAUACAGAA